Penicillium manginii is the source of this 231-nucleotide messenger RNA. RefSeq lists its product as uncharacterized. The record is from RefSeq and is a predicted model, not a curated record. Lineage: Eukaryota; Fungi; Ascomycota; Eurotiomycetes; Eurotiales; Aspergillaceae. The transcript has 2 exons. Bases 1 to 231 code for a protein of 76 amino acids.
AUGCCUCGAUCAGUCAACAACGCAACUGAGGAGAGAUCUCAGCCAUGGAAGACGAUGCAGGAAGUCCAAAAUCUGUACAAGCCAGAGCCUGCCCCUCGUGAUGCGAAUGCCGACAUCGCCGCCGAUAUCGAGUCCAAGGAGAUUGAAGACGAGCCUUUGAAGCUCAAUGGCCUCAAGCUGCAAUUUAACUCCGCAAGAUCCAACAUUGCGAAUGUGGAGGAGCAACACUGA